AUGCUGGAACACAGACCCUUAUUGUGUUGUCGAAGUGCCGGGAUCCCAAAGUCGGUUCCAGACAAAAACUUUGCAGUGCACCGUGCAUACCGUUUGGGAAGAGACAGGAACAUUGAUUGUCGCCCGAAAUGGGGUGGUCACAGUCACCAUCUACGAUUUCCAGAGCGGUCUGGAGGAUGA
Messenger RNA from Symbiodinium sp. CCMP2592, 180 nucleotides. Lineage: Eukaryota; Dinophyceae; Suessiales; Symbiodiniaceae. The record is from the annotation of a GenBank genome assembly.